GGUGUUGGAAACUCUGAAGGCACUUCAUAAGUUUGCAAUUUCAAAUUCAAUGUCUGUUUUUUGCCGAAGCAUGCCUCUUGUUUAUAUCUUUGAGUUAACAAAAUCUUUUUUGGGGUCCAAGUAUGUUUCAUACAAGAACCAUGAAACUCAAACUUUGCAACGUUUUCUCAGCUUAUCUACUGCAUACUUUGAGAAUGUGUUUCCUUUAGAUUGGCGGGAAUCAUUAACAGAGAGUAUGAUUUCUCUAAGAGGGAGUGAGCUUUCCCGGAACGUUCUUGAGGAGGUUAUUCUUGAUAACCUUGUAAACAUCAAGGGUGACCUAACCUAUGGCCAAAUUGGGAGGAUUUUAAUGAUAAGGCUUGGUUCAGGAAAGCCAACUGAUGAACUAUACAAGAAGAUUGCAAAGAGUUUUGAAAAGUAUUCACCUUGGGGCGGGUUCAUUAAGGAGCUAAGUGGAAACAUAAAAUCAGAAUUUGCACAGGAAUCUGUAUCAGGCAAUUCCUGUGAGGCUCCAAGAGCGGUGUCUUCUGUAUACAAGUUUUACGAAGCUUUGAAAGAUACUUAUUAUAAUGCCAACUGGAGACAAGCUGACUAUAUAUCGCCUAGUUGUUUCUUGUAUCUUAUAGAGCGACUUUUGAUAUUUGCAUCUGGCUUUCAGGGAUUCCUUCUCACCACAAAAUCUUCGUUUGUUGAAUGGCUUAUUUGCGAGCAAUCAAAUGCCGUUGGAACUGCUAAUUUAGUAACUGACAAUCGAUUUUCUGUGAGCUGCAUUUAUGAUUUUGUCGCUUCCAUAAUCAAGGAUUUCUUGUACAACAAGCAAGAUACAGCAGAAUGGAUUAAAAAAUCUCAUAUCAAUUUCAAUCAUUACUAUCCACUGCUGUUGUUGAGAUUGAUGGUUACAUUGUGCUUGCUUUGUGUGAACUGUGGAACUGGAAAGUAUCUUGAUUUACUUCUUGAUUUGAUGGGGAGAAGUGAUAUUACUAAGGGGCUACCGCCGGAAUUCUAUGAUGUCCUUAGAAGGAGGAGACACAAUCAUGUGAAAAUAGAUGUAAAUGUACUUGCAGAAGCGUGCAAGAAGAUUGGGAAUCCUCUUGUUAUAGCGAGCUUGGGAGAAAAUUGUUCAACAUUUUCAUGUCCUGAUGCCAUUUUUGUCGACAUGAGAGUUUCCCGGAGCAGAGAGGACAUCAUGAGAUUGUUGUUUCCUAUUAACAACAAAACUCGUCGAGGUCAAACUGUAGCGGUUGAAGUGGAUAGAGCGAAGAAUUCUAAGGCUCCACCUUCAAACUUAGCUGCCAUGGCAGAUCAGAAGAUGAACAGUCAGAAUAUAAAUGAAGGCAACGUGCAAAUGAAUUGUGGAAUCUUUGUGCAAAUAUCUGAUGCUUUAAUGUUGGUAGAGAGCGUAGGAGAUGGAAACGUUACAAAAUUUGUGUCUAGUGCCUCGAAGUUAAAGGUCAAGGUAGAGAAUGGUAUAGGCUUUGUUUCUGCUGCUUUGUUUAAAGCCUUUGAGAAGAAGACUUGUGAUGAUGAGGAUGGAAACCUUCUUGUUGAAGCAAACUGCAUGCUUGAUGAAUUGAAGCAGCUAUCUUCUGCACUGGAUAUGAGUGAAACGGAACUAGAAGAAAACAUUUCAACAAUCACCCAACUCUUGGAAAGCCUGCACUUGAGAAGGCCAAGGCUGGAAACAUUCUUGAACCAGCUGUUCGUUCUUAACAAUACGAAUGCUGAUGAAAAGGAAGCUCAUCAUAGCAAUGUGGAGGAAACUAGCAACAAUAGUGAGGAGGAGACUAGCAACAAUGUUGAGGAAGAAACUAGCAAUUCUGAUAAAGGGAAGGCGUUGCAGGUUACUGGUGAUUCUUCGGGAACCAAAAACAAUGGCAAUGGUGGCGAUGCUGAAAGCAACAAGGGGAAGGGAAAUAGCAAGUCGAAGAAGGGUAAAAAAGGAAAUAACAAGUCGAAGAAGGGUAAAAAGGGGAAAUAGCAGCUCUAAAUUUCGGAAAAUUCUAUUUCCACACACCAAAUUAUCCAUGUGUACAUCUUUUCUCAAUCCACACAUUUAAUAAUUUGAUUUUUACUUCUUUAUCUCAGUCUACACACUUCACAUUUCAAAUAUACCCUCACCUUGUGUACAUCCUCUUUUAUGAUAGUUGAUUUCCUGAAUAGGUGUGAUAUUUCAUAUACCAUAUCAUAAUGAGUAUGAACUGAUGUGAAAUGUCAAGUGAAAACGAGUUUGGAUCCUCUGCCACCUUUUCAUCAUAGUAAUCUCUUUGAUUUAAGCAUUGCAUCAUUUUUUUUUUUGUUGCUGCGUCUCAACAGUCAUUCAACAGCAGCGAGUUAUAAUACAGAGCAACCAUGGGGACAAGCUUGUGGGGAUAUUGCAUGAAAUAGGUUCUAAAGAACUUGUAAUCUUGUGCCAUGUAUUUAGAUCCUCAAAGGAUCGCAUUCUUAUGGUAAUUCUUGCUGUUGUUCUAGGGAAAGCAAGAAUUAGUGCCUUCCGCUUUGACUUUGCUGGCAAUAGGUAAGUUGUUGGGAGUGAAAUUCAGUAGAAUUAUGGAGAAAUUAUGAGAUGGUGGUGGGUGAGAUGGUAAUUUUGUUAAAGGAUAAUUCUAAAAAAUUUAUUAAAUGCGUGUAGUAAGGAAACUUAGUGUUUGGAAAUAAAAUUUCCCCUAAAUUUCUAAUGGCUUGGCUUUUUUAAAUAAAAAAAUAUAUAUUAUUGUGUAAAUUGCUUUGUUUUUGUAAUCUUCUUAUCUCUUAUUUUCACUGGGCAAAUCAACUGAGAAUUUUGUUCAAUCAAGGAUUGUUAACAUCAGUGUCUAUAAAACAGAAUUCUAUAUAGAAUUUAGAUGGUGGUGACAUAUUUUUAAUUGGCCAAAUCAUUUGGUAACAAUAUUUGAAUCCAAAUCAUGAGGUUCAUUCAUUUUACAUUAUUUUUAUAGCUACUAAAUUGUAAGAAGAGAUUGCUACAUUUGAGUAAUUACCUUUUUUUUUUAUUUAUUUCUUUUUCUUUUUAAUUUUGUACAAUGCAUGAUGCGAGUGAUGAACAAGCUUGAACAUUAAAUGGUGAAGGUGGAGGGUGAUACAAACUAACCAUCAGUUGUGCUAUGAACACAUAAGAUUUUUUACAGAAUAAGGCUCAUCCUCUAUUGCCUUCGAAUUCGAAUCGAGAAAUUGCGACAA
Molecule: messenger RNA, 3174 nt
Organism: Camellia sinensis
Lineage: Eukaryota; Viridiplantae; Streptophyta; Magnoliopsida; Ericales; Theaceae
Source: RefSeq, a predicted model, not a curated record